AUAAAGUCUGUAGAAAGCUCUGGUUAACCGUGUACCCGUCACAUUUCAGAUUGUAUGACACACUAGAGGUGUGUAACUAUCAUACACAAACUUUGAUAGGGCGCUGAUUUCAAGCGAGACUAAAGACGUCGUUGAAUACAAAUAUUUAACUAACAGACGACAGCCAGGAUAGGCUGUAUGACAGCACCACAAUGGCGGGUAAAGAAAACAUUUCACAGUAUUUCACAGGUACACACGAAGUACAAGAAUGUCUUGAAACUGAAGGGGAGGCAAAUUGGGAUCGUUACAAGAAACACUGCAAGAAACCUCACAAUGAAUUUAUUCCUGUCAAACAGUUGACCAUUCAACAUUUCCCUCCGGGUUAUAGUGAGGACAUCUGUGACUUCACUAAAGCCCUGGCCGACCUGGUGGUCAGGGUAUCCGUGACGUUCGCCAGUUCUAAAAGACCAGAGUUUUUUCCGGGCGGUGAAAUGAAAUAUCCUUGCUACAGCACAAGAGGACAGAAAACACAAUUCAAUGGCACUGGGAGGGUGAGGUUUGUCACCAAGUACACAAAGGGAAAGGACGACUACAUGCCAUGCCCAUGUCCUGAAUGUGAUUACCCGGCCACACGGAGACACGUGUGGUGGGAGGUUGUUGUACAGACAGCCAGACAUGUGGUUUUUGAUGAGAGUGAAAUAGAAAACUCUAGCUGUAGAUUAUGGUAUGAUGAAGAUAAAACUCGAGUUGUCAAGAUGUAUGGGUUUAAGUUAAGUGGGCCAAAUACUGAACAUGAUUUGUGUUAUUUUGCCUGUGCAACUCAUGAUCCUAUGAUAGGCGACAAACUAAAACAAAUGAUUAACCGUUUUGAUGAGCUAUGGGGGCAAAUAAGUGGAAAAUACAGGAGUCGUAGAGAUGUGGACAAGCUGACCAUUAUAGUGUCACAUCCUCAUGGCCUUUCUAAGCAGGUCUCUGUAGGUCGCUGGGUACACAAACAGGAGGUGGGUGCAGGUACCAUGUACACGUACACAACCUGUACGUGUCCGGGUAGCAGUGGGGCUAUCGUCUACAUACUUGGCAGUAGAUUGUCCACAGCACAUACCCACAGUGGUACGAACGAAAAGGGAUUAAAUUUUAGUGGAGUAUACUUGGACUUUUAGUUAUACUUUAUCCAAUUGUAUACUUUUAUUUCAGAGGCGUCGCGAGGCGAGUGUGUGUGUGGGGGGGUGCAUAUCGCACCCGGGGAUACCAUUCAGAGGGGUGAAAAAUAAUUGCAAGAUAAAUAAAUGUUUUUUGCCAGUUCAACGAAUGGUUGAUUAGAGCUAAAUAAUUGCAAGAUAAAUAAAUGUUUUUUGCCAGUUCAACGAAUGGUUGAUUAGAGCUAAAUAAUUGCAAGAUAAAUAAAUGUUUUUGCCAGUUCAACGAAUGGUUGAUUAGAGCUAAAUAAUUGCAAGAUAAA
Molecule: messenger RNA, 1438 nt
Organism: Physella acuta
Lineage: Eukaryota; Metazoa; Mollusca; Gastropoda; Physidae
Source: RefSeq, a predicted model, not a curated record